Messenger RNA from Corticium candelabrum, 1485 nucleotides. RefSeq lists its product as uncharacterized. The coding region runs from base 204 to 1148 and encodes 314 amino acids. Lineage: Eukaryota; Metazoa; Porifera; Homoscleromorpha; Homosclerophorida; Plakinidae. The record is from RefSeq and is a predicted model, not a curated record. The transcript has 7 exons.
AAAUUUAGGUGAAACUUAGACACAAUUUUUUCUGCACAGGACAACCUGGCUUCAAUGGGAGUGACGGCGCACCCGGACCUCCUGGACCUCCGGGAGCUGUGAGUGUUGGUCCACCAGGUGAAGAGGGCCAAAAAGGCGACAGAGGCGAAAGAGGCGAAAGAGGCGACAGAGGCGCCAAAGGCGAACGCGGUUCUGCUGGAAGUAUGGGGACAAAAGGGGCAAAAGGAGAAAGAGGAGAACCAGGAAAUCAGGGAUCCCAAAUUUCCAAGAUAGCUGUAAAGUACGUGGGCGGAACUUGUACCGCUAGAAACAAAGGCGAAAUAUACAUGAACCCACGCAACAGCCAUCUUGUCGUGUGCGACGGUUCAAACUGGAAAUACGUCAAACUCACAAGUAUCGUGGCACCAACAAUCGCUAGUAGCUGUAAAGAGUACUACGACAGAGGUUUUCGAGGUAGUCAGCACUCGAAGGCUUACCUACUGAGAGGCACCGGUUGGUCAAAUUACAAGACGUACUGUGAUAUGACCUCAGGUGGUUGGACACUAGUUGGUCGAGCUUGCGGCAGCACUACCGAGUUCGCCCCGAAGAGCACAUUCUGGUAUAGCAACGCCCUCAUCAAUCCGAAUACCGCUGAAAACAUUAGAGACCUGCGUUCGAUGAAAAACAGGGGCUGGAUUAGUAUCCCAGGACGGAAAGUGAAGGUGUGCUUUAAGGGACCUCAAACCAGCUGUGCUGUGUUCAGUCAUAAUCUUGGAUUAUCGCUCUCUCGACUAUUUGCCAGCAAGUUUGGCGUUACCGUUAGUGAGAAUUACAAUUUUCAGAAGCUCAGAUCCGCCUUUCACAUUCCCCCUAAUCUCACCUAUAAAGCCAACAAACAGUGGUGUGGACUAAAUUUGGGAAACGGAUGUAAUCACGGCACUAAUCCGAACGUGGGAUAUCGUCACACUAUUAGUCGUAUUGGAUGCAUUGGGGACAACUCUGGUCACUCGAUGUGUAGGCUUGAUGACUAUGCUCUGGGAAUUGGAGUGAGCAGCUGUAAGGAUGGCCACGGAUGUUACCGCACGGGAACAAGAACAAAGAGUCUGCACUACAAAGAUGCCGGUCGCUUCGGAUACUUUAGACAAACUGCAUUCAUCUAUGUGCAGUAACAAGGCAGCCUUGUGGUCUAGAUGAUGUGUCAGUGUGACUUGUUGACUGGUGCAAUUGAGCCGUUUUAGUAAGAGCGGUGCUUUUUGUUGUAACAUCUUAGAUGUAGAUGAUUGGAUAAGAAAGGUGUGUGUGUGUGUGUGUGUGUGUGUGUGUGUGUGUGUGUGUGCCUGUAGCCUAGUAGUUUGUCACAAGAGACAUUGUUGUGUGUUCACUAGCUAGACUCUGCAACGCUAUUUUGCUUGCUUGCUAAAUUGUUGUUUCCAACAAACUUGCAAUGAUGUCAAAAUAGUAAUUGUUUAGCUAGAUAUUAUUUGAUGGAAAGCGAGUGAAACAGAA